Messenger RNA from Heterobasidion irregulare TC 32-1, 2588 nucleotides. RefSeq lists its product as uncharacterized. Lineage: Eukaryota; Fungi; Basidiomycota; Agaricomycetes; Russulales; Bondarzewiaceae. Gene Ontology annotation, cellular component: mitochondrion; nucleus. Gene Ontology annotation, molecular function: DNA ligase (ATP) activity; ATP binding; DNA binding. Gene Ontology annotation, biological process: DNA repair; Okazaki fragment processing involved in mitotic DNA replication; DNA recombination. The record is from RefSeq and is a predicted model, not a curated record. The transcript is spliced from 15 exons. Bases 1 to 2493 code for a protein of 830 amino acids.
AUGGGUCGCCAGCAAACUCUCGGCAAAUUCUUUGCCAUGCCGCUGAACAAGAAGGCGCCGCCACAGCAGGCGAACCUCAGGGAGCUGUGGGGCGGCAAGAAGGCCACCGUCACGCAAGAGAAUGUCGAGGUCAAGACUGAAGACGUGAGCGCGUCGAGCGCGUCGGAGAAGGUGGAGACGGGAGAAAAUGAUAUGCAAAUCGAUGAAUCGAACGUGCCAUCUGACCGCCCGAAAAGUAAGAAACGCAGAGUGGUGUCAUCAGACGAGGAGGAUGAAGGCGACGCGCCCGCCGAAGGUCCAAAGCUCAAAUCCAAGGCUGUGGUUCAUGAUGACGACAAGGGAGCAUCCAAAGUUCCAACCUCUAAGGAAUCGUCUUCCAGAAAGCCUAAGAAACGCAAGACUGCCCCUGCCAAAGUGGUCGAACACGAGGAGGGCGAAGCGGAGGCAGCGUCUUCGCAUUCUGCAGAUGAAGGAGCCAAGGAAGAUUCUGAUGGUGAAGAAGAGUUGGAGGAGGAGGAGGAGGAAAGAAAGGUCGCCGCUGAGGUAGCGCUGGAUAGAAGAGGUGAAGUUGAUGUAGAGGGUGGAUGGAAAGUCGGCGAUCCUGUUCCAUAUGCGGCUCUGGCAAAGACGUUUGCUCUCAUCGAAGCAACGACCAAGCGAUUAGAGAAGACGUCUCUCCUGACCAGUUUGCUGCUGCUUGUCAUUCAACGGAGCAAGGAAGGAGACACCGACUCCCUGUUGCGGACAGUGUAUCUCUGUAUCAACCGACUCAGCCCAGAUUAUAUUGGUAUCGAGCUCGGAAUCGGCGAGAGCAUCUUGGUCAAGGCUAUCGGGGAGUCAACAGGACGGAGUCUUCCUGCCAUCAAGGCCGAGCUCAAGAAAGAAGGAGAUCUCGGCCUUGUCGCAAUGACCUCGAAAAACAUGCAGAAAACUUUAUUCAAGCCUAAGCCCCUCAGUGUGCCUUUCGUCUUCUCUCAUUUGAAGGAAAUAGCCCUGAGUGCUGGCCAUUCGUCUCAAAACAAGAAAGUCUCCAUCAUCACAAAGAUACUAGCAGCAUGUCAAGGGCAGGAGGCCAAGUACAUCGUCCGCAGUUUGGAAGGCAAGCUCCGAAUUGGUAACGCAGAACGGACUGUGCUCGUGGCAAUCGCACAUGCCUCUGUAUUGGCAGAACAGGAAAGAUCCGGUAAGAAAUGGAAGCAGGAGAAAUUGACCGCUCGUCUGGAGGAGGGCGCAAGCGUCGUGAAAUCUGUCUACAGCGAGCUUCCUACAUACGACAAAGUCAUACCUGCGCUUCUCAACGUUGGAAUCGAUGGGCUUCGCGAGCAAUGUAAGCUCACCCCAGGCGUCCCGCUCAAACCGAUGCUCGCGAAGCCGACGAAGGCGAUCGGCGAGGUUCUCGAUCGUUUCGAGGGCAAGCGGUUCACGUGUGAGUACAAGUAUGAUGGCGAGCGUGCGCAGGUGCACAUGCUCGAGGACGGCAAAGUUAGCGUGUUCAGCAGGAACUCGGAAGAUAUGAGCAAAAAGUACCCGGAUCUCGUCGAGCAGCUGCCGCAUUGCAUCAAGGAAUCGACGAAAUCGUUCGUCUUGGAUGCGGAAGCUGUCGCGAUCGACCGAACAACGGGUAAGCUUAUGCCUUUCCAGGAACUGAGCAAACGGAAGCGUAAGGACGUCAAGGUGGAAGAUAUUCAAGUCCGAGUGUGCCUUUUUGGAUUUGACCUGCUCUACCUGAACGGCGAGCCGCUGCUGCAUAAGACUCUUCUCGAGCGACGCGAGCUGCUGAAAGAGCACUUCCAGCCUGUUGAGGGAGAGUUUGCGUUCGCCAAGUCGACGGACAACGAGUCCACAGAGGACAUCCAAGCGUUCUUGGACGUCAGCGUGAAAGACGGAUGCGAGGGACUCAUGGUCAAGAUGCUCGAGAGCGAGGCCAGCUACUACGAGCCUAGUCGUCGUAGCGUGAAUUGGCUCAAGCUGAAGAAAGACUACCUCGCGGGGCUCGGCGACUCGCUCGACCUAGCUGUCGUCGGGGGCUACUACGGAAAGGGCAAGCGCACAAACGUCUACGGCGCGUUCUUGCUCGCCUGCUACGAUGCCGACGGCGAGAUAUUCCAGACGAUCUGCAAGAUCGGCACGGGGUUCAGCGAGGAGGUGCUCGCGUCGCAUUACGCCGUGCUCAAGCCGCUCGAGCUCACCAAGGCCCGCGGGGACGUCAAGGCGGGCGGCGCAAAGCCGGACGUGUGGUUCGAGCCCAAGGUAGUGUGGGAGGUGCUUACAGCGGAUCUGAGUUUGAGCCCCGUGUAUACGGCAGCGAUGGGAUUGGUGGAUGAUCGGGGUAUCUCGCUGCGGUUCCCUCGGUUUAUUCGUGUUCGUGAUGACAAAAAUGUGGAUGACGCGACGGGACCCGAGCAGAUCGCAGAAAUGUACGAACGACAGGUGCUCGCGCAGGGGAGCAGCAAGAAGAAGGGCGGAGGCGAUGUGGAUGACGGGUUCUGGUAAUCUUUUGGUACCAUGCCUUACACUGACGCAUGGUGCCUGUAUAUCAGCCAUGCAUGGUUUUUCUUGCUACUUAUCAUUAUUCUCGUUCCACGGAA